UGUAACAGCGGCGACUUGAAAUUAGAUGCGGCAGUGAACAGCUGGUUAAAACAUGACAAGAACCCAACCACUCGCCAAGAGGUCCUAGAUGACAUUGCCAGCUCAAAAUGGGAGAAGUUAAAGAAGACAAUGCUCCAUCGUCAGAAGUUCGGCACUGCUGGUCUCCGAGGCAUGGGCGCCGGAUACACAUGCAUGAAUGAUGUUGUAGUGUUGCAGACUGCACAGGGUCUGUGCUCAUAUAUUCAGAAGUUAUGCAGUCAAACUCCUUUACAUAACGUUGUCAUUGGUUUUGAUGGAAGGCAUCACAGCAAAAGGUUCGCAGAGCUAACAGCGAAGGUAUUCGUCUCAGCAUCGAUUCCGGUGCAUCUGUUCUCGGCAGUGUGCCCGACGCCGCUGGUAUCGUUUGGUACGAUACUGUACGACGCCGCGGCCGGUGUGAUGGUCACCGCAUCCCACAACCCCAAAGAGGACAAUGGAUAUAAAGUGUACUGGGGGAACGGAUCGCAGAUAAUUUCGCCGCACGAUGAAAAUAUACUGGACGAGAUACUGCAGUGUUUGGAUAUACCAGACGAACACUGGGACAUAUCAGAGAUCCGCUCGCACGAGCUAAUAAAGGAUUGCCACGACGAGGUGACGUCGAAGUACAUGGAGUACAUUCGCGACAGUCUGCAUUCUGACGUGGUGGAGAACAACAGAUCAGCUGCGGUAGACACUGUGUACAGCGCCAUGCACGGAGUGGGAUAUCAAUACGUCGUCAAAGCCUUCGAAACGGCAGGUCUGAAGAAACCGAUAAGUGUGAAAGAACAACAAGACCCGGACCCGGAGUUCCCGACGGUGACGUUCCCGAAUCCCGAGGAGUUGCAGUGCCUGGAGCUGAGCAUGGCAUUAGCUCAGCAACAUAACGUCAGACUCGCGCUCGUCAAUGAUCCCGACGCUGACAGGCUCGCCGUCGCCGAAUAUGACGAGCAAUCUGCCUCAUGGAAGAUCUUUACUGGUAACGAGAUGGGAUCGUUGCUGGGCUGGUGGCUGCUGCGGCAGUACUACCGGCGGCGGCCGGACGCGUCGCCGGACCACGUGUACGUCAUCUCCAGCAUCGUCAGCUCCAAGAUGUUGCGCGCCGUCGUCGAAGGGAAGGGACAGUUCGUCGAGACCUUAACUGGGUUUAAAUGGAUGGGUAACACGACCCUUCUGCUGUCACAACAGAGCAAGACGGCGGUGUUCGCGUUCGAGGAGGCCAUCGGGUACAUGUGCAACGCAAGAGUGCCAGACAAGGACGGCGUGUCGGCCGCCGUACACGUAGCUUCAUUAGCAUCUCACUUGUACGCAAAAGGUUCGUCCCUCAACCAACAAUUGCAAGCGUUGUAUGCCGAGUACGGAUACCACGUGUCUUACAACGCGUACUACAUCUGCCACGAGCCGGCAGUCAUACAGAAGAUAUUCAGGCGGAUAAGGAACUACCAUGGACCGGGGGAGUAUCCAAGGCAAGUGGGUUCACAUGAGAUAGUGUUUAUAAACGAUUUCACUGCUGGAGUGAAGAUACCGGAAGAGACUAACGGCGGACCGCACUUGAGUGUGCUCGGCACCGGCCUGGACCAGGAGUACACGAGCGGCGAGAUGAUCCUCCUGCGCACGCGCGGCGGGCUCGCGCUCACCGCGCGCACCAGCGGCACCGAGCCCAAGCUCAAGUACUACAGCGAGCUCGUCUGCGACGCGCCCACCGCCGGGGACCAAAUGCAAAUGAAGGAAAAACUAAAGGAGAUGGUGGAAGAAUUUGUUGAAGAGCUCUUACAACCGAAAGAGAAUGGUUUGUUGUAAGAUAAUUUAUUUUUAUAGCACUAUAAUGGUAUAUUAUAAUUGUUAUUUUUCGUAUACUUGAUGUUACUUGUUUAUAUAAUCACAUCGUUUUGCAGCCCUACGAUAUGAUAAAACUGUUGACGAGGGUCGGUAGGUAAUAUACAGGGUUGUUUUGAUAUAAUAACGAAUAUUUUCACCAACAAUCCUUUUAGUUUUCUGAAUUUCUGAUCAUUUUGUAGUAUAAUGCGAACAUGGCGCGUGCGUGAGUGUAUUUCUGACUGAAAGUAUGAUGCCGCUGCAAAGAAUUCUCUUAGAGUAGUACUCGUGGCUUUAGGGCGCGUAAAAUUAAAAUUAAAUUUUAUUAAUAUUUAUUUUGUUCGAAACUUCACUUUUUUAUUUUACAUCUACGGCUGUUGUAACUUAUUGUAAAGUAUUAUUUCUAAGUAGAUAAGUAUGUGGUUUCAUUUAGUAACGCGAUGUCAAAAUGACCCUGUAUAACAAAUUAACAAAUGGGUACAAUUUAUAUGCAAUCGGGUUUACAUGAUGAUUUUUAAACCAUACGAUCAUAUUUUAUUUUCAUUUCACAUUUUACAUAUUGUUCUAAACAUUUUUUAUUGAGAUGUUGUUGUAACAUUUGUGUAUCAUUUCUCUUAAAGUUUUUAAUCUUAGAGUAUUUUGUCUCUUAUGUAAAAUAAUAAUAUCUAUUAUUUUAGGUGAAUUUCUAACGCAAUUUUGAUAACUUACUCCAUAAUUUACUUUUGUAUAACAAAACUUGUGCUACUAGGAUAAAAUAUCUUUAAAGCUUUACGAUUUAAUCAUCGUCCCGCUGUUUCUAAAAUAAGCUAUUGAGUGGCUGUGCACGCCAAUAUAAAGGCAAAUGAUUUUGCAUUUAAAUAAAUAAUACAAGCAAUUUUUAAAAUAAGUUUCAAAAUCUACACGUAUACUAAUAUAUAAAGCUAAAGAAUUUGUUUGUUUCAACGUGCUUAUCUCAAUAAUAUAAAAACAUUUGAUUUUUUUUUUCAGUGUUAAAAAUCUAUAUUGCCUCUGAGUCCUAUAGGCUACUUUAUAUCCCGGAAAUAUUUAAUACGGAAAAACAAAACUUUUACGCGGCCGGACCCGCAGACAAAAGCUAGUAAAUAUAAUACAGAAUAUACAAUUUUAGAAGAUUUUCGACCGUAAAUUAUAAGUUUAAAUAAUUUUCAUCCACGCACCAAAGAGACACGAACCAUUCCGUUCUGUGAUAGGUUAGGUAUGUGAUAAACAUUUGGUCCACAAGACCAUUUCCUUUUACUAUUUGUAUGGGAAAUAAAAUAUUAAUAAAUA
Messenger RNA from Manduca sexta (tobacco hornworm), 3117 nucleotides. Its product is annotated as phosphoglucomutase-2. Gene Ontology annotation, biological process: purine ribonucleoside salvage; carbohydrate metabolic process. The record is from RefSeq and is a predicted model, not a curated record. Gene Ontology annotation, molecular function: phosphopentomutase activity; magnesium ion binding. NCBI's taxonomy places the organism in Eukaryota, Metazoa, Arthropoda, Insecta, Lepidoptera, Sphingidae.